Trichoderma harzianum CBS 226.95 is the source of this 726-nucleotide messenger RNA. RefSeq lists its product as hypothetical. The coding region runs from base 144 to 482 and encodes 112 amino acids. The record is from RefSeq and is a predicted model, not a curated record. The transcript is spliced from 4 exons. Gene Ontology annotation, biological process: regulation of mitotic cell cycle. NCBI's taxonomy places the organism in Eukaryota, Fungi, Ascomycota, Sordariomycetes, Hypocreales, Hypocreaceae. Gene Ontology annotation, molecular function: ubiquitin binding; cyclin-dependent protein serine/threonine kinase activator activity; protein kinase binding. Gene Ontology annotation, cellular component: cyclin-dependent protein kinase holoenzyme complex; SCF ubiquitin ligase complex.
UACUCAACAAUUGGACAAACCUUGCGUGGUAUCUCUUCGAAAGGAAACCGCUUAACUUUUACGACUUGUCAACAAACAGAGUCGCGCUACGCGGUGGACGAUUUGUGCUAGAGAAGCCCGGAAAAACUCUAAAAACUAUCAAAAUGGAUAUCGACAUGAGCCGGCGAAACAAGACUCCGCGUCCCCUGACAGACUCGGAACGAGCCCGACUUGAAGAGUUUGUGGAUGCUAUUCGGUACUCUGAGAGAUAUAACGACAGCGAAUUCGAGUACCGCCAUGUCCAGCUACCAAAGAUGAUGCUCAAGGCUAUUCCAAAGGAGUACCAUGAUUCCGCCAAGGGCACACUGAAACUUCUCUGGGAGGACGAGUGGAGGGCCAUGGGAAUGACACAGAGUCUCGGCUGGGAGCACUACGAGGUCCAUGAGCCGGAGCCGCAUAUUCUUCUUUUCAAGCGACCCCUCAACUACCAACCUCCUCAGUGAGCUCGUCGAACGAACAUCUCCUUCGCUCAGCGGUGUACGAUAGCUACGGCUUUUCCGCGCCGACUCCUGCUACACGAAGAGUCUCUUUGUUGAAUGUCUCUUUACGAUUUUUACGGUCUGCGUACUGCAAUAAUGUUGGGUUAAUAAGCCUGCGAGACUGGCGGGCGCUCCCUCGCUCUGCCUUGAAUGGCUUGUCUAUGGCAACCUGAGGGCCCCACGCAAGCCUUGGUUCAGAGUUUGGACA